Molecule: messenger RNA, 1999 nt
Organism: Notolabrus celidotus (New Zealand spotty)
Lineage: Eukaryota; Metazoa; Chordata; Actinopteri; Labriformes; Labridae
Gene: rab33ba
Product: RAB33B, member RAS oncogene family a
Exons: 6
Coding region: 601-1332 (243 amino acids)
Biological process (GO): Rab protein signal transduction
Cellular component (GO): Golgi apparatus; endosome
Molecular function (GO): GTPase activity; GTP binding
Source: RefSeq, a predicted model, not a curated record
UUAGAAAACAAUGUUGGUUUGCUUUCUACCAUACAACAGUGGAGCACACAGCACUGAACGUUACCUGUGAACCUCUUGAUAUGUGCUCAGGUUGUUUUUCACUGGCGUGGUAGAGUGGCUGACAAUCUUGCUGGAGAGUCCCUGUUAUUGGCUUCAAAAAUACACAUGAAAGACAGGUUGAGGGGCUCAGAUGUUGAACCAGGGAUUCACUUUAUUGUCCAGGUCUACGUGAGGUCGUCCUCCUUAAUCAACCCAAGUGUUAUACAACACGUCUGUCCAGCAGAUGGAGCUAUUACAUGAAAAACUGUUUCCUGGUUUGUCUGUGCUGAGUCAUAAACAGGGUGGGGCUCUGUUGGUCUGUUUCCAGUUUUGAAGUCCGGCUGGAGGAGUGUUGGGUCUUAGAUAAAUCCAAAGGUCUGUGGCUGAUCAGUGAAAUAUAAGCACUCCACGACUGACUGGAGUCUCAUUGGAGUGGAAAAACGCAAACUGAACACCGAGCCUGCAGCAGGACUGACGUUAGCUUCACGGACUGCCACCAGUGCGGGAUCCGCUGCUGCAGGAGGGCUCCCCCCGGUAGAUCACCCAGCCUGUCGGUCUGAUAUGGCGGAGAUCGGGUCGUCGGUUGAAUUCUCCGGCUCUCUGAGGAGCUCGACCCUUCCUCCGCCGAGGACCCGCAUCUUUAAAAUCAUCGUGAUCGGGGACUCGGGGGUCGGAAAGACGUGCCUCACCUACCGCUUCUGCGCCGGGAAGUUCCCCGAGAAGACGGAGGCCACGAUCGGGGUAGACUUCAGGGAGAGGCUGGUCGAGAUUGACGGAGAGAAAAUCAAGAUCCAGCUCUGGGACACUGCGGGUCAGGAACGCUUCAGAAAGUCCAUGGUGCAGCACUACUACCGCAACGUGCACGCUGUCGUCUUUGUCUAUGAUGUCACCAACGCUGCCAGUUUCCGAAGCCUCCCCGCCUGGAUCGAGGAGUGUAAGCAGCAUGCUCUGGGCACAGAGGUACCCAGGAUCCUUGUAGGAAACAAGUGUGACCUCCAAGACUCCAUCCAGGUGGGCACAGAUGUUGCACAGCAGUUUGCUGACGCUCACUCCAUGCCCGUGUUUGAGACGUCUGCAAAGAACCCAAACAGCCAGGGAGACGGUGGGAGCUGUGGUGGAGCAAACAGCGACCAUGUGGAGGCUAUUUUUAUGACCGUUGCUCACAAGCUGAAGUCUCAGAAACCUCUGGUGCUGAGCCAGCCACCCGAGGGGUCAGGGGUCACCAUCAACCUCAACAGGGGGAGGGAUGACGGGGGAGAUGGGUCCAGAAGCUGGGGCUGCAGCAGCUGCUGAGGGGGAGAUACGUGAAGGACCACAGGGAGAAAUCUUCAACCCCGGACUGCACAUGGCUGAAGAAAGUGAGGAUGGGAUGAGCUAAGGGAAGAGCGAGGAUCUAAAAGAAUGAAGGUUCUAGAAAAAUGGCUUCAUAAUCAGCACCACACAUAGUUUAAUGUCACUGUUAGAAGAGGAUACAGUCUUUUGUCAAUGCUUGUGCUAAACUUUAUAAAUUAUUCUGAGCUACUAUGAACAGAAUAAUUAUUGUCCAUCAUCCUGAACAAAGGGCAAACAAUCAGAUAAGUCCUGAGCCACAUGAGGUUUGAAUUCACUCUCUCUUAUAUGUUCUGAGGACAGAGAACAUGGUGACACAGUGUUAGCACUGGAUUACUUAAAGAGAAAGACCAGUAAAUCAUAGGGGUUCAGAAUUUGGUUUCUGAUGCAGACUUGACAAACUGUGCCAUUUUAUUUGUAUUAAGCCUGUUAGAGAGGUUUUAAUUGGUUGAUUCUUAAGCCAUCAUUAAUGACAAACCAGUAAUGACAGCACUGUAUUAACAGGUGUGUAUGUUGGUUUGUCUGACCCUUACUCAUGGUUUGGGUUGUCACUUCCGCUGAGAUACCCUUCAGAUGGUAGGGGUCAGUUUCAUUUAAGGAUUUCAUUAAAGGCGCACCAUUAUCAACGUCA